Messenger RNA from Opisthorchis viverrini, 3076 nucleotides. RefSeq lists its product as hypothetical. Gene Ontology annotation, biological process: regulation of transcription by RNA polymerase II. The transcript has 7 exons. Gene Ontology annotation, molecular function: cAMP response element binding; DNA-binding transcription factor activity, RNA polymerase II-specific. The record is from RefSeq and is a predicted model, not a curated record. NCBI's taxonomy places the organism in Eukaryota, Metazoa, Platyhelminthes, Trematoda, Opisthorchiida, Opisthorchiidae. The coding region runs from base 269 to 2368 and encodes 699 amino acids.
GUCGCCCUAGGAUGGUGUCAGGCGAUGAGUUGAGCAACGCCAUCGAAGGUUUAGACGAAGCUGACUUGUCCUGGACCCUAGAUAUGUUUGAUGACAUCAGAACCAGUCAGCUGUCGCAUGAUGACUUACUAACCGAUGCUGUGUCUGAAUUCAUGAAGCAUAAGGUGGAUUUGCCGGACAUCGACCUUCUUCGUGAAAAUGGUGAGUGUGUGCCAUCUUGUUAUUUCUUCCAGUUAAUAUCGAUGAUUUACUCACUGAAGACAUAGACAUGAGUUUUAUUGAAGACCCUGAGGUUGUUCUCGAAGCUGCUCGCUCUACGGUUGAAUCAGGACAUUCAAGUGGAUAUACCUCUGGUGGCUCGUCAUCUGGUGCUCCGUCUCCAAACAGUUCUUCAUCAAAGACAGGCUCUGCAGCUAGCCUAUCUCAGUCUCUCUCCAGUUCUGGUGUAUUUGAUGUCCAACCGAGAUUGAAGAAAGUAAAGGUCGAAUGUAGUGAACCGAUUUUACAAAGUGGCUUCCGGGCUGUUCCUGAAGGCAGAGCUCAUUUACAGCUGAAGCCAACACUAUCCACUGUGUCUACUUCGGGCAACAACCGUGUUCGUUUUAUUGUGAGGCCCAACCGUGUCAUAAAUAUACAGGCAAAGAACAAGCCAGUUGUGGACAGUCCCAUCUACAACAACGCCAGUCGUCUUCACUCACUGUCCAAAUCUCAUCUGCACACGGUCUCUGUAGAAUCGAAAGGUAGGUGGCCAACUUUUGUCAUCCUUUCGAGCCGCUUUCGCUCUCCAGGUGGACGUCCAAUGUCGUACAGUACAAAAAAUCCAGGUAUAGUUCACUUUGUGAAAACAGUGGAUGGAUCGCUCAAACCAGCUCAGUCACCAACCCAUCGUGGAUCCAUAUCUAGUUCCGAUUCGGAUAUGCGAGACAGUGUUGACGAAGAUAGUGCGAAUGCUCUUUCGGAUUUACCAGAGCCUCGUUUCGGGGCUUAUGAAUUCUCCAAUACCUCUACUGUCUCUCGAAUAAAAACAGAGUCUGGAAGAGGAUAUAGUGGCGUCUGCUCUAGUAGCCCCGUUUCUCGUAUCUCUGGAUUAAACUAUCUCCCAUUGGAUGACUCAACCGACGGACAAUAUUUUCAGGCUUCCAGAUUGUCCGCACAAAAUGCCGUUCUCCGGGGACAGCCUUCCACAAAGGGAAAAAGCCCCACACGGAUCGAACGGAGUGAUGUAUCCCAACCGGGUAUCCUGGUACUAACAGACGAGGAGAAGCGUACUCUUCUGGCUGAAGGUUAUUCCAUCCCAACACGUUUGCCUCUUUCGAAACAAGAGGAACGUAAUUUGAAAAGGGUACGCCGAAAGAUUAAGAACAAAAUUAGUGCUCAAGAAAGCCGCCGAAAAAAGAAGGAAUACGUGGAGGCUUUGGAGAGAAAAUUAAAUGCAUGUGCACAAGAAAACAUGGAUUUAAAGCGGCGCAAUGAUGGCCUCGAAAGUACCAAUCGCUCACUUCUCGGUCAGCUCCGUUUGAUGCAGCAGUUAUUAAACAAAUCCAAGACCACAUCUGCUGGUGCUACUGGCACCACCGCUGUUUCGAAUAGUCACACAAGCAAUUCGGAGGGUCCCAAGGCUGGUUCGCGUCACACCUCAGGCAAUGGAAGUGUUGGAUCUGCUUCCACGUGUCUAAUGGUGUUUGCACUCUGUUUUGCUGCCUUACUGGUUGGUCAACCCCCCGACUUGAACAGCCAUACAUCAGUCGGUCUGACCUUUGGUCCUCACCCACACAGUUUGUUAAACAAUCUAAUUACCAAUGGCCCCGGAUCACUUAGUCACAUCGGUUACACUUGGUCCACACAUCGCGACUACGAUGCUGUAUCCAUUUCGAAACAUGCUAACCGGCAUCACGGUUCCAACUGUUCUGCUUUUUCUCUGUCCAACGCACGUGAUCGGCACAUCGACCGUGUUCGGCGGACCAAAUGGCGUGACGAUAUCAUGUCUCGAUUGGACAAGCGGCGUCCGCUUCCACAACAACCAGCAGUACAAACACCAGUCCCACGAUCUCGUCUUCUGGGUGCCCCCAGCGAGUUAGAUGAAUGCAUUGCGGCACCGCGCUCGUUCUGGUCCUACUUAUUUGGAAUCCCUCCUCAGCCUGCGGCAAUCUGUGUUGGCGGAAUUCACCCGAAUCAUGAUGCGGAGAGUGAAUUUGUUCUGGAGUUCCAGUAUGCAGGCUUGCAUUCACCUGAUGACCCCACUUUGCUUCCGGAGAACCGGAGUGACAACACUCAAAAUGGUUUAUGGUUCAAGCCAACUAUUCCUAUGGUUUCCAUAUCACCACCAACUAACUUCUCUUCGGUAGGUCUUGUGAUGACUAGCGCGUAGUUGGAGGACCUCAGCCACCCACUGUAUAGCUCCCUGUCUACUUCACCAUGCAUUGUGUGUCUUUGUGUGCAUAUAUUCCCAGCUCCCCGUGCAAUUCACCGCCCUGUCCUGAUAACCUCCCAGUGAAUGGCCCGGUUCCCUUUUCUUUUUUGUCUUGUAUUUUUGCGCUGAUUUGUUUAGGGAGUUCCAUUUUCUUCAUCAAAGCUAUCUUUCACAUCGAUCGAUCAGAUGGUGAACGGUGAUUAAUUGUGAUCGAUCGGUCCUUCCCACCUGUACAGUCCCCCACUCGCUUCUAACCCCGUUGUAUGUGUAUUUCGUUCUAUUUUUACUCAUUAUUUCGUGAUUUGUUGUGACUUGUUAUCUUCUUCAAACAACUAUCACCACCCUUGCUAAUAAUACUAGGUGUUUUUAGAGCCUUCUGAACUGCCAUGUAUAUCACUGGUUGAUUCUUGUUAUCUCUUCAACUAUCUCCUUCCUUGAUCAAUAAUUGUGACUUUUUGCACGCUGUGAUUUCCUCUUUUUGGUGUUGAAACUGGUUAGCUAUGCAUACGCAUUUACGACCUGCAUGUUCCAGAAAUGUCACACUGUCUUGUUGGCACAGAUUCGGUUUACGAUGGAUUAUUGGACUUUACCUUUUGAUUCUGAUCGAUGGGCUACAAAGUUUGGCUGCUUGGUCCAGCAACUGUUGUGAUGAAAAAACGGGAAUAA